GAAUAACAUGUUUGCAUCUAUAUAUGCAUUCGGAAAUGGAGUUACUCCAACUUGCUCUCUAAAAGGGACUCUCUAAAAAGGACCGCAUAACAAUGAAAUUCACUAUUUAAAGUAGUACAAAAGUUACUUUCGCUUUCAGGAACUGAUGACUUUUCAAUGGAAGUGCGAGUCACUGAAAAUCUAUAGAGUGUGUUUUGUCAACACAGCGCGGCAACUUUAAUCUCAAAUUGUCAUAUACAUAUAUAUAAUGUUUGAAAAUGUCACUAACCUUUGCUGUGAUGUUAUCUGUACAGUAAGUUUUGUUUUUUGACCUCAAAAAGAAUGUCUAUUUAUCGUCUGACUAUUUAUCCAUAAUUUAGUUGGAAAUAUUAUAAAUUAAAAAUUUUAUACAAUCUGUUAUUAUUUUGCUGUUGUUUACCCUACUUUCUGUUUUUGCAGUGGGAGGAUGAGAAAUCGCAUACAAUGAACUCUUCGAUCGUUAACUUGCGUCCUUGAAAUGUUUUACACGCGUACACAGCCAGACAGAACGCGCACCUGUAUAUGAGGUCUACAUGUAAAAACCUCACUCAGGGCUAAAACAAUGUACUUGUCGAUAUUAAAAAUAUUUCGAAAUAAUUCUAUUAAUUAUUAGGUUGUCACUCUCAAUAUUCGCAGCCAUCAGAGCAUGUAACUAAAAGUGGUCCCUUAUCAGCUGAGCUUAUAAAUUUUACUGAAUGAAUGCACAUAUGCAACAUGUUUUACAGUAUUUGUUUUUAUAAACUUUUAGGCAGAUCCAAAUGUGCAGCUGAAUUAUCUGACCCAAGUGUCGAGAGGGCAUUGAUCAAGUUGGUUAUUUUGCAUAAAUUAUUAGAAUUUGUGCGGAAUGGAUGAGACGCAGGGCAGGAAAGUAAUGUUUUUAGAUAGAGGUCAUCGGGACCGGCAACUGUAAGACCUUCACCGAGACCCAGUUGGUCGACAUUGGAGUUACACACUCGUCAUGGCAGAACCCCACCUACCCUAUUAUUCUGCCCGCCAGCGCUGAUACACACACCUUGUCCUGGAUGGUGAUGGCUGCACCUGGAGCUGGCUCGUGACGCUGAAGCUUUUGUGACGCAGGCGCAUCUCAAUUCAAAGUCUAUUCAGCAAUGAUGCCGACGCGACUUGCUUCUGAUUUUGCAUUCAGCACUGUUUUUCUAUCGGAACAGGACGACCAGGACACUGUGCGCGCUAAACAAGCUAAUAUUCUCAGUGAUCUUCCCGAGCUCGUCGAACGCACUUCCUUCGCUCCUCGAGAGCCUAACAUGGGAGUUGUUAAAUCUGCCUCGGAAAGCAUCCUGGAAGAAAACAUUGUACCCAGUGAAAAAGUUCAAGUUCACGCCGAGGAGUGGAACGAAAGUUUUCCGUAUCAUUUACUGAUAGGGGCUGGAGUAGCAUUAAUGGCACUUGUGUUACUAGCAGCAGUGAGCAUUCAGUGCUCUUCAACAUGGCGAUGGCUUAUGGGAGUAGCGAGGCAAGAUAAUCAGGAAAGCAACAACAGUGAUGUUUCCCAACAGAAUGCUAUUCGAAUUAGUCAUUCUUUACCUGAUCUUCAAUCAGAUCCAAUCACUCAUGAAUACGUUCAAGAGCAGAAAGAAAAUAAAAAGGUGCUGCGUCAAACGACCUUACCUAUUGUACCUAUGAGGCAUCAAAGUUUCCAAAGACAACUUUCCCAUCGGCUUGAUCUUCCAAAUAUUAAAUUUAGCAUCUGCAGUCUCGAAAAUCGUAGUGAUUCAAGUCUGGGACUCAUUAAGCCAGAGUUGUAUAAAAAAGAUUUAACAAGACAAGAAAGCAAUGAAAGUUCCAGUACGACAGACAUGGAAUAUGCUGGAAAACUACAUUUUGCUUUACGCUAUGAUCAGGAAAUUGAGGGACUCGUAGUCAAAGUGUUGGAAGCUCGAGAGUUACCAGUCAAAGAUGUAACAGGAAGCAGCGAUCCUUAUGUUAAAGUUUAUCUUUUACCAGACAGAAAGAAGAAAUAUCAAACUAAAGUUCACAGAAAAAAUUUAAAUCCAAUAUUUAAUGAGACGUUUAUUUUCAGUGUACCAUAUGAAGAUUUAAGAGAACGGUAUCUACAAUUUUCAGUUUAUGAUUUUGAUAGAUUUUCUCGUCAUGACCUGAUUGGACAGGUAGUGCUUAAGGGACUAUUAGACUGCACUGAUCUAGAAAAAGAAAUCGAAUAUACUAUGGAAAUUUUAUGUGCAAUGCAGGAAAAAGUCGACUUGGGUGAAUUAAUGUUGACGUUAUGCUAUUUACCCACUGCUGGACGAUUAACAUUAACUGUUAUAAAAGCCAGAAAUUUAAAAGCAAUGGAUAUAACAGGAUCAUCAGAUCCAUAUGUCAAGGUAUACCUUCUUUGUCAAGGGAAGAGAAUAAAAAAGAAAAAAACAAGUGUCAAGAAGAAUUGCCUGUGUCCUAUUUACAAUGAGGCUCUUGUCUUUGAUGUACCUGCUGAAAAUAUUGAAGACGUCAGCCUUAUCAUAAAAGUAAUCGAUUACGACAGAAUCGGAUCAAAUGAGUUGAUGGGAUGUACAGCUAUUGGUUCAAGCUUUAUUGGUGUUGGUCGAGAUCAUUGGCUGGAAAUGUUAGAUAAUCCAAGAAAACCAGUCGCUCAAUGGUAUCCACUCAUGGAAACAGUUGCAGGACAUAUUCCUGCUGUAUCGUCUGAACCAUUGCCUGUAAGCUUAAGUUGCUUGAAUAGCAGAUGAAGAAAACGUGAUAAAUUUCAUCUGCUGGACAGUUUUGAAAUGGACGUCCCUCUUUGUUAAAACCUUAUGGAAAAUGUUUACUCUGAUAAGAGUAUGAAAACAAAAAAUUUCUGCAUGAGUUGAACAACACACUCUGGAGUUGAAGCUGCGGAUCCUUAUCUUGCCAAAAUAAUGGAAUCAAAACCAAAAUUAAGUUCCAAUAUAAAUUCGCGUUAUUAUACUUGUACUAUGUAUUUAGGAAUUUGACGGUUAAAAAAUUUUUAUACCUCGCUGAAGAAAAAAACAUUCACCAAAUAUUACUGUGAUAUCAUUCUCUCUUAAUCGUAAAUAGUCAAGAUUAUUAUCAGUUGAAAGAUAAUUUCAACGUUAUCUCAUAAUUUUGAGUUGCAUCAAUUUAAUUUAAUGAGCUGUAUGGACAUUCCGAGCAUGCGGUUUUAAAGAGUUAUAUUCUACUGAUUUUCACUUACGAAUUUACAGUACCUAUACUAGUUAUAAUAUAAUAUUCAGAUUACUGUUGAUGUUUAACUUUAGUUUGGAACAAGGUUAUUUAAGAACAAAGCGAGCACAAUGGAUUGCUAUUUACUAUGCGUUUCAGAUUGCUACACAUGUCCAAUGCGUGGACUCAAUAGCGUCUUAUUGUUUCUUCAUUAUUACUAUUAUAAGAUGGAAAUUUAUUUGGUUAAAUGUCUACUAUAUAGUAGAAUUGUACAUGUUAAGAAAACAUUAAAAAAUGUAUUUGUUAAAUAUCUGCUUAUUAAUGCGGAGAGCUGCAGGCCGAGAUCACUCCUUUGUUUUUUAUUUUGUAAUGAAAGAGUAUCUCGAUUGUCAGAGAGAAGGUUUAGUGCAGAGAGUGGUGCCCAAAAGAUGGCCAUUAAUUUCUCUCUUACCCUAUUGUUGAGUUAAAAAUACUAAUUUAGACGAAUUGAAAUAAAGUAAGACUUUAUUUUGCUUGAAUUCGUCGUACAAAAGAAAGAAGGCUGAAAAUUAAUCAAAACCUGAAAUUGAAGAUUUCACAAUGUACACAGCUUCAUUUCUCAGGAGAAAUUAGAAAAAAAAUCCGCUAAAAUGUUGUAAAAAAUGCUCAAGUUAUACUGUCAUCUCUCCCCCUCCCCCCCCCUCUCUCUCUCUCUCUCUCUCUUUCAGUCUUUUGUUUUUAAGCACAACAUAUGAAAACAGUUUAGCUUCCAUAUGUGAAAUACUAAUAUAUAAAGAUUACAGUAAUAUUCAAAUUUCCGCCUUAUGAAAACUUUGAAUUUUUUAACAUACAUUCUUGUUUGCAUUUACAAGAACCUUUCCAUGAUAUUCCCGGGCGGGGAAGGUUAGAAAGCUUUAGUGUAAAGUUAGGGAAGAGUUCUAUUUCUCCUUUUAGGAGACCUGUGUAUUUAUAUACGCUUAGUUUAAUAUUAUAAACAUAACGCUUAAAAGCAAAACUUAAAAUCCUGUACAACUUGAACCGCUUACUUUAUAAAUUAUGGACUAGAAAUUCAACCUUGAUACAGAUCAAGUGUGAAUCUAAAGAACCCAAGUUUUAUAAAAUUUUAAGACUCUUAGAUAAAUUUCUAAUGAUUGUUCUAUUAAUUUACUAUUGUCAAUUAUUAUACUAUUAUUAUUAUUAUCAUCAUCAUUUCGAAUAGUAUUUUGAAAGAUUAGUUUUUUCAAUUUCUUAAUUGAAACUAUUAAUUAAAAACGAAAAAGUAUUAAGAAAUAAAAAUGAAGGUUUAAAGAAUGUUCUGUUAAUAAUUAUCAAGUUUGGUGAGCUCGCUAGAAGUUUCCCUUAACCUCACGCAGACUAUACUUGGGUAAAAUAAUAAACUUUUCUCAAAGGUCACAGUAUAGACUGAAUGAUGACGUUCCUUAUAAUUUUCAAGAAGAGUGUAAUAACAUAAUAUGAUAAACGAAUAAACUAGAUUAAGUAUGCAAUAUUUGAUGCAAUAAGAGUUUAAACAAUCGUUAUUUUUGUAAUUUAAAAACUUUUUAUAUAUACAAUUUACCUGGAGUCGUACUGUUUCUUUCCUAAUUUAGUGCCAUUUAAUAUUU
Molecule: messenger RNA, 4760 nt
Organism: Leptopilina heterotoma
Lineage: Eukaryota; Metazoa; Arthropoda; Insecta; Hymenoptera; Figitidae
Product: synaptotagmin-9-like
Exons: 10
Coding region: 1125-2723 (532 amino acids)
Biological process (GO): calcium-ion regulated exocytosis; regulation of dopamine secretion; regulation of calcium ion-dependent exocytosis
Cellular component (GO): membrane
Molecular function (GO): SNARE binding; phosphatidylserine binding; clathrin binding
Source: RefSeq, a predicted model, not a curated record